Messenger RNA from Nerophis lumbriciformis (worm pipefish), 3678 nucleotides. The record is from RefSeq and is a predicted model, not a curated record. Lineage: Eukaryota; Metazoa; Chordata; Actinopteri; Syngnathiformes; Syngnathidae.
UAUAUAACAAAUAAACAAGACUACCAACAGCAGUAUAAAAGAACACAUUUAACAAAUAUUUGUCACAAUGACAACUUAAUUAAACGUAUACAAGAUGAAUGGCGUUCAGCUGCUGUCAAUCAUGGCUGUCUUGCUCAAAAGCACACAGGCCGACCCUUCACUUGUGCACAUUCACAAAAGAGAUCUUUGAGAGCGAAAUGAGUUAAAAACGAAUGCUAUGUUUUAUUCCUGUGGAACCAGUGAGGGAAAGCAUAUACCCUUCUCUAAACACUUGCAUGCCAACGUUAUCCUUUUGUUGUAUGUAAACAAAAUACGCUCCCACGAUUUGUAAGGCCCCGUUUUGCAACAACAAGCGCUAUAAAAUGUUCUUUCAUAAACGACAGGGCGCUUCAUGUGGAAUUUUACCACCAAUGUAGCCCUACCCCUUCCUGCUCUGUCAUUGAUAGGAAUAUAUUGUCAUUCUCAUUCUCUCUUGUGGCGCGCAGUAUUAUAUUGAUGAACUGUUAAUUUUACGUACAGGAAUUGGGGUCGGGGUUGUGCCGGGCCCAAUUUAGCCUGAACCCUGCUUGUACGUAAAUAAAUGUAAAUAUAUUUUAUUAACAUAUUGCACUGUUCAGAGCUCACAAAGUGCUUCACAUGGUUAAAAUACAAACCCUACAAUCAUUUUUCAGCAUAUAACAUAAUGCAAUUAUUGAAACUAAUAAUAAAUGAUACUAAAUAUAUAAAAUAAUACAAAUGAUAAUGGAAUAUUACUGGAAUGCACACUUAAUGUGUUUUUAACUGCCAUUUUAAAAUGUCUACGCAGCACAGGGCAGCUCUCAGCCAGUAUGGGAGUGCAUAAUGGGAUUGUAUUGCGGGGGCGUGGCUUACAUGGUCUGACCAGGAAGAGGGCAGCCUUCUCUCUGUGGCUUACAGCAGCUUGAGGUGUCAGGCCUGUGUUGACCUUUCAGAGGCACAAUGUGUGUCUGCACCUCACUUGUCAACGUGUGGGCGUAACCUUCUCCCUCUGCAACUAGUCGGCCUCUAAUGCCUUGAUUCAUUAUGAACUUUCUUACCCCUGGAGGAAGGACGUGUUUCAUUUCCUGUUUAUUUCCAAAGUGUGUGCCUUUUCCUUCCGUCGCAUACAAAUGAGCACUUUUUGCUCCAUUAACGCCACCUGUUUGGUGCACCUGUUCAUAAGAAGCCAUGGCCAGUGUCCGAACUGCAGCGGAUAGGCGGGAAGAUGGACCUGAGGGCCCCGACGGUGGUUGGGGUUGGGUGCUGGUGGCCGCCUUGUUCGUCAGCACCAGCCUGGUGUUCGGGCUCAUGCGAAGCCUGGGCAUCUUCUUCGUGGAGUUUGUGCAGUACUUCGAUGAGAGCGCUCAGGCCAUCUCCUGGAUCUCAUCCACCGGCCUAGCGGCGCAGCAGUUCUUCAGCCCGCUGGGAGCUGCCUUGUCCAACGCGUACGACACCCGCCUGGUUGUGAUGGCGGGGGGCUGCCUGGCUGCACUCGGCCUCAUACUGGCCUCACAGGCCACCUGUCUCGCCCACCUCUACCUCACCAUGGGCGUCAUUUCAGGGUUGGGCUGGGGUCUGGUCUUCAUCCCCAUGGUGGCCACAGUCAUGUCCAGCUUCACUCGGCGACGCGCCUUGGCCUUGGGAGUGGCGUUUUCCAGCAUUGGCCUGUCUUCCUUCGCUUUCAACCCGCUCUUCCAGCUGAUGGUGGAGAGGUACGCCUGGCGCGGGGCCCUGCUAAUUUUGGGGGGGCUCAGCCUCAACAUUGUGCCAUGCGGGGCGCUUAUUCCCACACGGCCGCGUCCUAAAGAUGCAGAAAAGGUGUCAGCAGAGACAGCGUCGUCAGGUGGUGGCGUCCUGCGUAGAGUCUCGUCCUAUUUGGAGCUGUCGCUGCUGUGCCAGCGGUCUUACCUCACCUACACUAUGGCCAUCACACUGCUCAACGCGGGCUAUUUCGUGCCCUACGUCCACCUGGUGGCCCACAGCAGACACGCCGGCUUCUCCCAGUACCAGGCCGCCUUCGUCAUGUCCGCUGCUGGCGCCGCUGACAUCUUUGGCCGCGUGGCUUCGGGCUGGUUCUCGGACCUGGGCCACUUCCGGCUCAUCCACUUGAUGACUGUGUGUACGGCGCUGGCCGGGCUGUUCAUCAUGUUGUUGCCCGUGAGCACCCUAUGGGGCUCCUACGCCGCCCUCAUGGCCGUCAGCCUUCUCUAUGGCUUCUGUUCGGGGACGCUGACCUCGCUGGUUUUCACCGUGGUGCCCAUGGUGGCCGGCGUGGAGCGCAUGAUGGGGGCGCUGGGGCUGCUGCAGCUGAUUGAGAGCUGGGGCGGACUGCUGGGAUCUCCUCUGUCAGGGCUGCUCAAGGACGUCACAGGAGACUACAUGGCCUCCUUCGUGGUGUCGGGCUCCUUUCUCAUCCUCAGCAGCUUGAUAAUGACCACCCUGCCACACUACUUCUCCUGCACGGAUCCACCUCCUGUGCAAGGACCCAGCCAGGAGGACAAAUGCGAGGGUCUGGCCUCGGAGACGGAGCGAAUGAAUCAGACUCCUUGUGAGGAAUGGAUUUAUCGUGGCCCUGUCAGGAACCAAUUAUCAGCUAUAAACAAAAGACGACUUGAAUCCAAAGUACAACGAGGGACAAUGGACUGUGGAAGACUUGUUCAAGGCGCUAUGGCGUGAUGAAGAGGCCCUCUCCCAUUGCCGUCCACCUGGUUGACGUCGGCGCCAUUCUGCAGCAGAAACUCGCAGGCCGCCAGGGCGUUCUGGUCAGGGAGAAUCAGACAAAACCAAAAAACCUGUCUCAAACACAAAAGUCUUCGUAGUGGUUUCCGGAAGAGUGCCGCCUCACCGCUGAGACGGCUGCGAUGAGUGGCGUGCGGGAUUCCUCAGCCGCGUUGACCCAGUUGACGUUGGCGCCGUGGGCCAACGCGUCCGCCAUAACGGGGAAGUUCUGCAGGGCGGCCGAGCGGUACAGCAGAGCCCCCGGGUGAAGGCUGCUUAGAUCUUCCUCCUCGUCGUUCAAAUCUAAGGCACCUUUGGUGAUACUCACUUGGACGGCGAGACCACUUCAAAACAAAAGCGUCGCUCAUUCUCGACACUGGGCUUGACUGUGCAGAGACGCAAGUCUUCCACCACCACCGUGGGCUGCUCCUGAGAGAAACCACACCUUCAAACACAAGGGCCACCCUGCCACCCGCUCUAUGUCCAUUCUUGUUUAGGACCUGACACAUUUUACCUUGAAUUUCUUCUGAUAUACCAGCUGGUUUUUCUGGAUGGAGAACCAGCGCCUAAGGAAGAGGAAAGUGAGAGGUUUAGUCUUUUUCAAAUGGGUUGCACCCGCUGGGAAAGAGCAGCACCUGCUCCACGUCUUGAAGGCGUUGCUGGCCCUCUUGUAGAGGUAGCCCUCCAUCACCACUCCGUCAGCGGCGUCAGGAUUGAAGUCCAUCAUGGAGUCGUCGUAGGAGACAUCCUGAAAACAUUUUGCUAUGAGCUUGCGUCCUCCUUUUCUGACAUGUUUGUCUUUAAAGUACAAGUUUUUAACCUUUUUUUUGAUGGCGGAGUGUCUUUGCUCCAUGUCCCGCUUCUCCCGUGCAGAGUUGAGGACAAACUGCUUGUGCUUUGGACACAUUAAAAGGUCAUUAUUGUCAUUUAUUCCGCUCCCUUCACGCCACACUGGCAGAUAAC